CGCAGCCAACAAGGGGCCGACGCGGAGGGCGCGGAGGACAACGCGGCGGCAGCCUUGGAGGGCCGAAGAGUGCCCGGAACGCGCCGCAACGCGAUGGGACGCGGGCUGCUCAAGAAGAAGCUGCACGAGUACGUCGACUCCAAGGUCACCCAACGCAUCCGCCCCUUCCUCGAGGUCGGCGAACACCCCGACAUUGGUGACGCCUGCUCCGACUUUGUCGUGCACGAAUCCUCAGACAUCAGCCUCGAGAAUGCCAUCGUCCGCGCCUCCGUCGUCAACGACGCGCUGGUCAACGCGGGCUCGACCCUGCGCCUCGUGCACCUGUCGUCGCGCCGCAUCUACAUGGACAUCCCGUGGGGGAACAUGACCUCGCGAGAAGCCAAGUGGACGCUGCAGGUCGAGGGGCUCAACGCGGUGCUGCUCGUGCAGGAGGCGGACGCGUGGAGCGUCGAGGACCUCAAGGCGGCCAAGGCGGCGGCGGUGGAGAAGGCGGUGGCGGCGCUGGUGGGCAAGCUCAAGGCGCUGCACGCGAAGCCGCGCCGGCGCACGCUGCUCGAGCGAAUCAAGGCGCGCCUCUUCUCGCACGUCAACCUCGCCCUCUCGGUCAAGGGCGUGCACGUGCGGCUCGAGCGGCCGCGAGGCGGCGGCGGCGCGCCUCCCUUCAGCCUCGGCCUCGUCCUCCCGCGCGUCGAGGUGAGCACCAAGGUGGAGAAGGAGUCGGUGGAGACGUCGGUCGAGGUGUGGGAGACGGGCCUGUACUGCCACACUGGAGGAGGGCAGCGAGGCGCCUUCUCCUCCGUCCUCGGCGAC
Molecule: messenger RNA, 810 nt
Organism: Emiliania huxleyi CCMP1516
Lineage: Eukaryota; Haptophyta; Isochrysidales; Noelaerhabdaceae
Exons: 5
Source: RefSeq, a predicted model, not a curated record